AGGGGGUAGCGGUGGUGGGGCCGCGCCCGUGGCUGGUGCAAUUGAUGCGUCUGCAAUAGACGUGGAAAUGCUGGACAAAAACGCAGACACUCUCAUUGUCGGUCCUCGUGGCAUAGAGUCUUCUUCAAAAAAUCUCCUCGGUAACAAAGCGAUAAUUCCCGGUAGCAGAAAUAACCUGCAGACAAGCGAGGUGCUGCUGUUGAUCAUGCAGACAUUGAAGUCUCUAAAUCUCGUAUCCUGAGUAAAAACGUACCCACACCAGAGUUGUAAUGCAGAUUUGCAAAGACAGGAAGACUUGUAAUGCGCAUCCCCAUGAGAGCCAUUUCCAAUCGUGUUUUGGAAUUUGUGAUGCUAUGAACAGGAUGAGCAGAUGAAUCUGUGACGCGGCUGCACUUGCUAACCUGCACUACACUGCAUAGCGCAACUUGUGAUGCGUGACUCACAAAGCUCCUAGGUUUGUGCUGCAAAAUCCCCAUCCUGACUCUGGUGUGGGUGCGUUUUUACUCAGGAUAUCUCGCACAAUCUCUACAGACAUUGGAAAAGGAGACGGGGUUGAGCCUGGAAAGCCCCUGGUGCAAGCAGCUGAAGCAGAAAUUGCGACUAGAUGCGGAAGAGGUCGUGGAUGGAAAGAAUAUAGAAGAUCAACAGGAACCUGCGAGGACAUCGAAAAUCGACUACGAGGGUGCGCUUGAGCUGCUGGACACGGUUUUUGAUGAAAACUUUGCGGCUGGUGGUGCCAGCAGUGGGUCCUCGUCGUUCGUACACGAUCCUCUUCGUCCACCCCGGCAACCCACGAGCUUAUCUGAAUUCUACACGUGGGAGAAGAACAAGGAGAAAAUCAUCUUUCUCAUCUACGAACAGUACUACUUGGAGCUUCUUUUUUUCGACGAUAUCAUCACAGCCAUCCAACUCCUGCAGUUCAUGCUCUUACCGGAAAAUGGGAUAGUCAACUCCGAAAAAAUGCAGAAACGGGUGCACGAGCUCUCCUCGUUUCUGUUAGUGGAUGACUUCAAACAAAGCAAGCAGUUUAGAAGUUUGCGGCGAGCUGGUGGACGGGGAAAAGCACAAGGAGAAGCGCGAGGGCGCACUAGAAACGCUACUAGUAAAGGAGAAGGAGAUCAUCCGCAGAAAUUCAGUUUGCACUACACACGGAAAAACUUAUAUGACACCAUUCUGAAACUCUUACCUUCAAACAUCAUGACACCGCCCAACCGCUUCGUGGAAAUCUGUCACCAGGCUUUGAAGUACCAAGAGCUGGUUUCCCCUUUUCAGAAUGACGUGGCGAGCGUCUUGGGGCUGAAUUCUGGUGCAACUAUUUCUGGUGCACCAUCUAGCGUGAUGUCAAUCCCCCGGCCGAUGAUGACGUCAAACAAGAACCAUAUUACCGGCCCCCGCGGAACGAGAAGCCUGAUGGAGAACUACACAUGCGCACCGCUCCCGGUCCCGUUAUUGCAAAGGGAAGUGCUCGUGAGCCACAGCGACGAGCUUUGGAGCCUUGCUGUGUCCAAUCCGGCGUUGCAUGUUUUCACCACUGGUGCGUCUUCUGGUGCAAGUGCAACAAGCCCAAAGAAUAUCAAACAAAAAAAGUUCGUCACGGUCACUCAUGCGCAUUUUUGCAAUACAAAAUUGCUUGUCAUGCGUAAAAAUGCAUCACAGCCAAACUUUAUUACGGAUUUCCGUAGUGUUUUCUGCAAUACAAGGAAAAUUUGUGAUGCUAAGAAAAUUUGUAAUGCAAAGCCUGCAAAUUAGUGACUGUGACAAACCUUUUUCUCUCCAUAAAGAAGAUGAUGAAAACGAUCGUCGCCACAGCAGGGAGAGACCGCCGGGUGUGCAUCUACACGAUUGGGUUUGAUGCGACCGUUGAUCAUUCCGCCGCGUUGGGGCCACGAGCAGGACAUUGUUCAACAGGUUCUGCUGAAAUUAUACCGGACGGGCGUGCUGCUGCUGGUGGUUCUGGUGAAGGAGAGAACUACGAAGACAGCUCUUUAUUCAACACGUUUAAUUAUGACAACCACUACGACACGUCGCACGCAGAAUUGGGAAGGGAAAUGGACAGCGCAAUUUAUUUAUGCAAGAAAAAAACUGUGUAAGUGUAACGUUUUUGCAGGAACAGCAUCACAGAUUUGUUUUGCAUGACAGAAAACUUGUCAUGCGUAGUUGGUACGCUAAAACACGUACUAAAAUAGCCUCUGAUGCAUAGCCGGCUUGACAAGUGUAACUGUAUUGCAACAUCUGCAAGACAGAGUUACACUUACACAGUUUUUUUAUUGCAUACUAUCACAAUUCCGUCUCGCCGUCGAAGAUGAACGCGUACACCAUGUUGGGUGGUCGAGCACGUUAUCAAAUGCAAAAGUAUCUGGGUCUGGAAGAAUGCAUGAUUUGUCAUGCAUAUUUCUCAUGACCCACGAUUGUCUGUGAUGUAUGCCCUAGCAUUACAGAUUUUUAGAACCCUUCCUGAUGCACCUUCCGCAUGAGAAAUGCCCUGUGGUCCGUGUAGCACAAAUUGCCCCCCUCUUGCUGGUCAUGCAAUACAAAUUUUUUUAGAGUCGAAAAACAGCAUGACAAGUUGCAAUCUUCUAGACCCAGACACUUUUGCAUUUGAGACACGUGGUCCGCGGCGUCUGAAAAGUUUCUACAACUCCCGUGCUGCAGACCGGAAAAGUAGAAUUGUGAAGCGUGCGAUAAAGGAUUGGAAUACGACUUCGGAACUUCAAUUUGCCCGCGCUCCUGACGCGGCGGCCGCUGUGCGUCUUUACAACCACCAGCGAAGAAGUAGUACAUCUAGGAGAAACGUCAAAGUCCCAGUUCUCGAACGCAAGGCGGUUUUUCGCGCCGGUGGAAUGACGGGCGGUGGUGGGGUCACGACCACGGCGGGUGGUAACUACAAUAAUGCUCCUUCGAACAACUUGCAGUUUGGUAGCAGCGCCGGCGUAUGGGUUGCAAAUAUGUCUGGGUCAGGAAGAAUGCACGUUUGUCAUGCUUGUCUGGCAUGACUCUUAAAUCUGUGAUGCAUGAGCAGGAAAAGGGCCUCUUGCCUGUCAUGCAAAAACGCAGUUUGUCAUGCGGAAAGCGCAACACUGAGCAGCGCAAACCUUUCUCAUGCAAGGCUGUGCAUUACAGAGCAUUCACUAUUCCCAACCAAGCAUUACAAGUUUCCAGACCCAGACAUUUUUGCAGCUACAAGGCGGGCUGGUUUUGGAAAAUUCGGUCGGACACACGGCAGGAGGUGCAGCUGCGAACACCAAUACGAACGCGCGUUCGCUGUUUUCGUCGUCCAGUACUAACGUUGUGAAUACUAACCUUGUUCCGGGGGGCGCCGGACCACAACAUCCUCCCGUAGCGCAGGCAAAUAGUAAUUUCGCCCCUCCUCAUCAUGACGACGGAGAGAACAUGGUGGAGCUUUCCCACUGGAUCGAUGCGGCCCCGCAGAGGAAGGACAAGAACCCAAGUUCUCCGACGCCCAGGCCGGAGCCAGACGUGGAGGACGACGACGUGGAGGCGGAAAAAGCAGUCACCUGUCUGGCUUUCUCCACCGACGGCAAGAUGCUUUUGGGGUGUAGCAUGAAGAAGCUGUGGCUGUGGACCUUCCCGGAAGAGGAAUUCGCGGAAAAUUUUGUCGAUUUUCGUGGUGGUCAGGACUCAGCAAAGACAUCCACAGCUACAGGAACAAAUCCAGCAUCAAAUUCAUCCGCGAAUAGCGCAACGAACAAGGACUCAGCUGCUUUGGAAAGGACGGAAUCUGCUGGGGCCACACCUGUGGUGUACAAAACACCGACUCUGUUCGAUGAGCAAGAUACUACUACGGGUUUGGGUUUGGCUGGGCAGGAAAAUACAUCCGGAGAGAACUACGAAGGAACUACAUCGGCAGCGGGGGAAACGGAAAAGAAAAGGACUUCUAUCAACCACUGUAUCCACCAAGUGGGCUCCCUCGUGAUGGAGCGAAAUUCCGCCUAUCUGCACGUCGACUGGAUGAGCGAGACGGAAUUUGUUUAUGCAACCUUCGAGCAAUCGUCUUCGUUCAGCCCGUACCGAAUUCGCGCGGCGAAGAUCCAAUUCGUGGAACAAAAGGUCCAUCAAACAACAGCGGGAUCUGCUAGCACCACCCCGCAAUUUCUUUUGAAAACCCAGUAUAAACUGCAAGUAUGUCUGGGUCUGGAAGAGUGCAAGAAGUUUGUCAUGCUUAUUUGGCAUGACUCAAGAAUCUGUGUUGCAUAGGCACGAACAGGCCCUCUCACCUGUCAUGCAAAAACGCAGUUUGCCAUGCGGAAUACGUAAGACAUGGCAGCCAAAAAAUUUGUCAUGCAUAGCUGCGUAUUGCAGUGCGUCUAUUAUCCACGUUUAGCAUUACAAGUUUCCAGACCCAGACAUAUUUGCAAUCAAUACCCAGCCCCUGUGGACGAUUCAGACGUCGCCGAUUCAGGAUUUGUGCUUCAACUACAAUAAGACGCUGCUGUUCGUUUUGUCCGUGGAAAAGGGAAUCAAGGUCUACGGUACGAAAAAGGCGAAGAACAAACAGGACAUUAUAUCCUGUGUAAAAACGUCCCCACCCCAGAGUUGUCAUGCAGAUUUGCCAUGACAGGAACAUUUGUGAUGCGCAACCCCAUGACAGGCAUUUUCAAUCGUGUUUGGGAACUUGUAAUGCUGUAAACAGGAUCAGAAGGUCGAUUUGUGAUGCGGCUUUCCUUGCUAACUUGCACUACCUUACGGACUGAAACUUGUCAUGCGUGACUCCUAAAACUCCUAGGUUUGUGUUGCAAAAUCCCCACCCUGACUCUGGUGUGGGUACGUUUUUACUCAGGAUACAUUAUGUCCCAGCAAAUGGGUUCGCUUUCGCCGCCGUUUUUGGCCCCCUCGGGUUCCCGCACGCGGUCCGGUAACCCGACCUCCUUUGCCGUGUUGCCGCCGAAACUUUCCGAUGCGACGCCUUUGGAGUUGGCCACCAUUCCCGAGAAGGAACCCGUGACCAGCAUCCGCGCGUCAAACCUGACGAACGCACUGCUCGCCAGUCGCGCCGCGCUGGGGAAUAGUGAGAGGGGGCCUUCGGGGCUGGUCAGACUUUGGCAGCUGGACGUGGUAUUGCAGGACAUGCAAGUUGUAGGCGACUUCUCAGGCGGGUCAAGUGGAUUUCAGCCCUUCGGUAGUAAUGACGAACAGGAUCAUCAUCAUGAGCCGUACAACGAUUUUGCGGGCACAGUGACUAACGCGCUUUCAACAUCAUCUUCCGGUACUACAAGAGGGAAUAAUUGGAGUAGAAACAGGCAAGCCGGGGAACACACGAAGAACAUCAAACAGCAGAAAAAAUUCUCUCUGAAGAUUGAGAAGAAGCAGGAGUACUACGGGCACACCCAGUCUCGGUUUAUUCUAUCGUGAGGAAAAAUCCCCCCUCCCCAUAUUGAAAGCGCAUCCAUCUGAAAAUUUGUGAUGCAGAUUUGUGGCCACAAAUCGCGCUUGUCGUGCAAGAAGGCAAGUCCAGGCUGCCCGGCACGUUAUGCAGGCGAUUUGUGAUGCUGUAGGGCCUACAGGGCAGCCGUCUACCAUGCUAAGCGCCUACACCAAAAGGUCCCUACCUAGGCUUGCGAGCUGCGUGCAGUGCUCUACUGCAAUACAAAUGUGAUUUGUGUACUGAAACACAGCAUCACAAAUUUCGUUUUCGAUAUGGGGUGGGGGCUUUUUUCACUUUGAUAUAUUCUCCGUCCGACCUUCGGGGGGAAACGGGAAGAGUUUGUCAUCAUCGGGUCCGAAACGAGUGUGAUUUGUGUGUGGCACAAGGAACUGGGGACGCUGCUCUGCACACUGAAGGGACACGCAUCCUCGGUUUCUAGUUGUCUAUGGGUGACCAGGCCGGAGGUUAGUGGUGGGGAGGAACACGAAGAUAGGACGUCGACCAGGAUACUGUCCGAUAGAAUGGACGAUAAUUACCUCUUCUCGAUUAGCGACGACCGGUCGUUAAGGGUGUGGGCACCGAAGGACUAUUUCCUGGAGAUUUGAGGAUAUUUGCGAACAGUUUUGUUGACAGACAAAGUCGGAGAAGAAGUUUUGAAGUUGAAGGUCUUGGCACUCUCUAGUUCUUUGGAUAUGAAGUGAACAAUUUUGGGUAGAAAAUAAAGGUCGGACUCUGAAUAUUGUGUCCGUGAAGCAGCAGCAGAUUUC
This is a messenger RNA of Amoebophrya sp. A120, 6150 nucleotides long. The record is from the annotation of a GenBank genome assembly. Lineage: Eukaryota; Dinophyceae; Syndiniales; Amoebophryaceae.